Cyprinodon variegatus (sheepshead minnow) is the source of this 1733-nucleotide messenger RNA. RefSeq names its product zinc finger protein 99-like. Gene Ontology annotation, biological process: regulation of transcription by RNA polymerase II. The transcript has 2 exons. The coding region runs from base 538 to 1653 and encodes 371 amino acids. Gene Ontology annotation, cellular component: nucleus. NCBI's taxonomy places the organism in Eukaryota, Metazoa, Chordata, Actinopteri, Cyprinodontiformes, Cyprinodontidae. The record is from RefSeq and is a predicted model, not a curated record. Gene Ontology annotation, molecular function: DNA-binding transcription factor activity, RNA polymerase II-specific; RNA polymerase II transcription regulatory region sequence-specific DNA binding.
GUUUCUCGGACGCCAUCGUGUAAAUUCCCCCAGUCCAAUAAAGGAGUUUGUUUUUUAGAAUGGUAUUUAUCUAUUCUCCGUUUUUCAGUGAAGUUUAUUGCUUGUAAUAUCACUAAAAUCACAUUUUCGGAUUUAUGAAAAAAACGUGUUUGUGGAAAUGUGAACUAUUGUUAUAAUAUAAACCUACCUCGUGAGGAAUUAUAUUUUCGGCGCACAACGUUGACCAAGAAAACCGUCAAAUAGGGGAAAGUGGCGAAUGCAUGACCAGCUCCGUGCUUCUACUCCAGCUGUGGAUCAAAUCUACAUGAUGAGUGAAUCAGCAGCUUGAUUUGACGUUUUUACCACCACAGAAUCCAAAUCCUCCACACCACCCUCAGGAAUUGUUACCAUCACUGGAGGUCUAUCUCCACUCACCUGGAUGAUGCAGACUACUCAGCCCUCCGCUUGUUGUCCCGCCAGUCUUUUGCUGCCAGCUAAGAACGAGAAAGGAAGGAGCAACAGGGCGCUAUUCUAAGUCGUGCUCGCUCAUCUUUGGAGAUGAAUCACAAAACGGCUGAAUACAGCGUGGAAUAUACCGUAGGUGAAAAUGAUGAGAACUCUGACAUAGAAAAGGAAUCUGAUGAGAGUUCCUCUGAAACCUCCAACAGUUCUGACUCGGAGGAAGCAGCUCUACCUCCCCCCAUUGAAAAUGGAGUAACCUGCCAAAAGUGUGGCCGGGGACCCUUCAGGUCCGUGAAGCGGCAUUUGCUUUACUGCCAUGGGGUGCAGGAAAAGUUCCAGUGCAUUUUGUGCAAGCUUUUCUUUUUUAGUGAGGAGACACUCCGAGAACACCACAUGCCUCUGUAUUUAUGUCACAGCUGUGGGCAGGUACUUCCCACCAAGAACUCAUUCAACCAGCACCCGUGUAGAGGAGCCAAAUCCACUUUGGUGCUCUUCUGCUCUGAGUCGAUGCCCAAAGCGUGCAACUUAUGCAAGUCCUUUUUCUCCUCUGAUAAAACUUUGUCAAUCCAUCUCACCAAAGUUCACUCUUCUGUUAUCAAAACCAAACGCAUCUUUGUUGCAUGUUCAUCGUCAUUGACAGAAGCCGGAGAUGCACAGAAGGAAGCUGUUAGCAGGAAUCUCUGUGUCGACGAAGCUCCAGACACUCAGGACUCGAACGUAGACGCUCCAACAACGCUCUCUAUCCUAGCCCUUUUUGAGAAUGAGAGCCGACAGUGGGAUCUGAUGAAGCGGAUGAACACAGGAUGGCGCUCCAAGACCCCCUGUCCCUGCAGGCAGUGCGGCGCCAUCUUCCGGCAGCCCUCCUUCGCCAUCAGCCACCGCUACCUUCAUCGAGGCCAGCGCUCACACCUCUGCCAGUGCGGUCGAGCUUUUAGGCACCAGCUGCAUCUCCUGCGGCACUGCGUUCAGCACGCUGAGGCUUUGAGCUACAUCUGCGUUGGCUGCGGGGACACUUUCUCCGGAGCAAAACAUUUAACACGGCACCUAACAGGCAAACAGUGGAAACAGUCUCAGUGUGGAGAGAGGGUGAAAGAAAGUAGGGAGAGAAAGUGCAGGAUGCCUUUUAUGUGUAUCUGCGGCCUGGUGUUUUUGAGGCCCUCGGCCUACAUAUGGCACCAAAUAAGAAACAGAGCUGAAACAAAGAGCCACUGAAGAAAUGAGAUAUCCCAUAAAAAAUAAGUUCUGUUUUAUUUUUUAUUUAAAAUACCACUAUUGAUCAAAAGGGGUUACAA